AUGAUCAGGGAUAUGCAGCUCGCCAUCUUUGCCAACAUGCUGGCAUGUUGCUCUUCUUGCUUUGUUGUUCUCUAUCGCUAUAUGGCCCAUAACAGUCCCAAAAAGCAGGAAUGA
Molecule: messenger RNA, 114 nt
Organism: Trichechus manatus latirostris (Florida manatee)
Lineage: Eukaryota; Metazoa; Chordata; Mammalia; Sirenia; Trichechidae
Product: dolichyl-diphosphooligosaccharide--protein glycosyltransferase subunit 4-like
Exons: 1
Coding region: 1-114 (37 amino acids)
Source: RefSeq, a predicted model, not a curated record